Cajanus cajan (pigeon pea) is the source of this 837-nucleotide messenger RNA. NCBI's taxonomy places the organism in Eukaryota, Viridiplantae, Streptophyta, Magnoliopsida, Fabales, Fabaceae. The record is from RefSeq and is a predicted model, not a curated record.
UACAUUGGUUGUCUAGAGAACCGAUGUAAAAAUGUAUACAUUUUCUACGUCGCUCUAUUCUACAUCGGUUUUAGAACCGAUGUAGAUGACUUUAGAGAACUGAUAUAGAAUAUGCAUCUUGUAGUAGUGUGGUUCCCUGUCGUGAUGACCCACCUCCCUUGGAACCCUCGACAAUGUUGUCAAUAGAGAGUUUAGAAAUGGUUCCUUUUUUUGUUGGUUUAGAACCCUUCCCAGAAACAUGAUAUCAUUCCCCUCCUCUUUGGAAACACAAUCAAUUUGUUCCAAAUUAAGGCCCUCUUUGACUGUGAUGACGACGAAACCUAACGAUUGCAAGCAACAGAGGUUCUCCGAGGGGGAAGUGAUGAUUAGAAGGGUUAGAGAAGAAUUAGAGGGGGAAGGCCAGUUGAAAGGAUGCAGAAUUUCUGUGACUGUCUUCAUUAUUAUUUAUGGUAUGGCUACUAUGGAGAUAGUAUUGGAGUUAGAAGCCACGUCUACAACAUCGGAGCUUCGAUCAGAGGAAAUUGCAAUAAGCAAUAGUGGAUCGUGGCAAUUAUCAUGUCAUUAUAUUAUGCUAAGAGAAGGAGAAUUUGUGCUUAUAUGGAUUACGUAAUCAGCAUUGGAAAGUAAAUUUAACUAUUGAAGAAGUUCCUUUAGAGCUUCCUGAGCCUGUUCUGGACAUUAACUUUGUUGGGGAUGACAUCCAGGAAAAAGAUUGGUUAUCUUUAGUAAUUGUUCAUAGUUACACAUGGUUAUUUGUCCUUGCCUUUUAUUUUGGAGCCAGACUUGGAUUUGAUAAAAUUUAUACAUAAGUAUAUAUAUUAAUAUUUUUUUGUGUAA